AUGUCUGUCUCUGUACUUCGGCUGACAAUUAUCCUGGGACUGCUUGUCUUAAUCCUGACCUGCCAUGCAGAUGAUAAACCAGACAGCAAGCCAGAAGACUCAGGCAAAAGCCCAGAGCCAGAUUUCCCCAAAUUUCUAAACCUCCUGGGCACGGAGAUCAUUGAGAACGCAGUCGAAUUCAUCCUUCGCUCCAUGAGCAGGAGCACAGGAUUUAUGGAUUUUGGUGAUAAACAAGGAGAGUAUUCAUCAAAGUGACCUCCCCAGGACACACCUAUCUGGCUCCUGGACAAUCCAAGGGC
Molecule: messenger RNA, 299 nt
Organism: Otolemur garnettii (small-eared galago)
Lineage: Eukaryota; Metazoa; Chordata; Mammalia; Primates; Galagidae
Gene: CUNH5orf46
Product: chromosome unknown C5orf46 homolog
Exons: 4
Coding region: 1-255 (84 amino acids)
Source: RefSeq, a predicted model, not a curated record